AUGUCCCUAUCAAUCUAUCUCAGUAUAUCUGAUCCAUCUAUGUAUCUAUCUAUCCAUCCAUCUAUCUAUCUCAGUCUGUUCAUACAACUAUUCUAUCAUUUAUCUUUUCAUUCAUUUUAUCUAUCUAUCUAUCUAUCUCAGUCUGUUCAUAUCUAUCUAUAUUCCAUAUAUUCAUCUAUCUAUCUCAGUCUGUUAAAUCCCAUAUCUAUCUAUCUCAGUCUGUUCACGUAUCCAUCAUCUAUCAAUCUAUCCAUCUAUCUAUCUAUCUAUCUAUCUAUCAUAUCUAUCUCAGUCUGUUCACAUCUAUCUAUCUAUCUAUCUAUCUAUCCAUCUAUCUCCAGUCUGUUCAUAUUAUCUAUCUAUCUAUCUAUCAUCCAUCUAUCUAUCUAUCUAUCUAUCUCAGUCUGUUCAUAUCUAUCUAUCUAUCUAUCUAUCUAUCUAUCUAUCUAUCUAUCUAUCUAUCUAUCUAUCUAUCUAUCUAUCUCAGUCUGUUCAUAUCCAUCUAUAUCUAUCUAUCAUCUAUAUAUAUCUCAUCAUCUAUCAUAUCUAUCUAUCUAUCUAUCUAUCUAUCUAUCUCAGUCUGUUCAUAUCAUCUAUCUAUCCAUCUAUCUAUCUAUCCAUCCAUCUAUCAUCUUAGUCUGUUCUAUCUAUCUAUCUAUCAUGUAUCUAUCUAUCUAUCUAUCUCAUCUAUCUAUCUAUCUAUCUAUCUAUCUAUCUAUCUAUCUAUCUCAGUCUGUUAUCUAUCUAUCUAUCUAUCUCAUCUAUCUAUCUAUCUAUCUAGUCUGUUCAUAUCUAUAUCUAUCUAUCUAUCUAUCUAUCUAUCUAUCUAUCUAUCUAUCUAUCUCAGUCUGUUCAUAUUCAUUCAUUCAUCUAUCUAUCUAUCUAUCUAUCUAUCUAUCUCAUUCUGUUCAUAUCUAUCUAUCUCAUCUAUCUAUCAUCUAUUAUCUAUCUAUCUAUUCUGUUCAUAUCUAUCUAUUCAUCUAUCUAUCUCAUUCUGUUCAUAUCUAUCUAUCUGUUCAUAUUCAUUCUAUCUAUCUAUCUCUCUAUUCAUUCAUUAUCAUCUAUCUAUCUAUCUAUCUAUCUAUCUAUCUAUCUAUCUGUCGCAUUCUAGCUAUACAUUUCUAA
This is a messenger RNA of Acanthosepion pharaonis, 1125 nucleotides long. NCBI's taxonomy places the organism in Eukaryota, Metazoa, Mollusca, Cephalopoda, Sepiida, Sepiidae. The record is from the annotation of a GenBank genome assembly.